UAGUAGUUGUGUUCUUACAUUUUCAACAAAAGCUCAAAAUUAGCCUGGCUAGGAAAGAAUGUCAAUAGAGAAAAGUAAUAGUAGUGAUUCCCCAAAUGGAAUUUUGUCCCACAACUUGUUCUUGAAUGGAAUUUUAUGCAAAACCCUAGUCUUUUUAUCCCUAAUUCUAUAUCUACUCCAUAUUUUCUUGUCCAAUCAUCCAUGUUGUCAAUCAUCAUCAUCCCUAUUACAAGUUUUCCCCACCAAAAACAUCAUCAAGUCAUCAAAUUAUUAUUAUAACUCCAGCAAUAAAACCAAUAUUAGCCAUUUAGUUUUUGGAAUUGCAGCCUCAUCAAACACAUGGGGUGAAAAAAAAUGGUACAUAAAUUCUUGGUGGAAACCAAAUAUAACUAGGGGAUAUGUUUUCUUGGAUAGAACCCCAAAUGAGCACGUACCAUGGCCUGUUUCGUCUCCUCCUUAUAGAAUUUCUAGUGACAAUUCGCAAUACGCGCCUUACAACAAACACAGAAUGCCAUUCGCGAUUAGAAUGGUGAGGGUAAUUGAGGAGACAUUCAUGUUACACCAUGGCCCCGGUGUUAGGUGGUAUGUUAUGGCUGACGAUGACACUGUGCUAAUGAUUGACAAUUUAGUCAACGUACUCACGAAGUAUGAUCAUACGAAAUACUAUUAUGUUGGGAUGAAUUCAGAGUGUAUUGUGAGUAAUUUUGGGAAUUCAUUUCAAAUGGCAUUUGGUGGUGCUGGUUAUGCUUUGAGUUACCCUUUAGCACAAGCUGUGGCUAAGAACAUGGAUACAUGUAUUAAGAGGUAUCCAUAUUUGUAUGGAAGUGACCACAUUUUACAAGCAUGUAUUGCUGAUUUAGGAGUCACCAUUACACUAGAAAAGGGAUUUCAUCAGAUCGACUUGCGUCGCGACAUAUCAGGAUUUUUAUCAGCACAUCCACAAUCUCCAUUCCUAUCACUCCAUCACCUUGACUUAGUAGCACCAAUUUUCCCUUCAAUGAACCGUUUUGAAGCCUUAAAUCAUCUAAUGAAAGCAGCAAGUGUUGAUCAAUCUAGACUAUUGCAACAAAGUACAUGUUACAAUAAGCUAAACAAUUGGACAUUUUCAGUGUCAUGGGGUUAUUCAGUGCAAAUUUAUGACAAAAUUCAAUCACAAAGUUAUCUUGCAAUGCCAAUUGAGACAUUUGGUGAAUGGAGAAAAGGUGCAUGGCCACCUUACAUGUUUAAUGUUAGAGGAUUGAAGAGCAAUAAUGGCAAUUCUUGUGGUGAAGUUCCAAAUGUUUUGUUUUUUGAUUCAUUGGAGGGUACCAGGAUGAAUCAUAUUGUGACAACAUAUGUCAAGAAAACUCCUAGGAGUUGUGGCAAUGAUGAUCAUCCUAUUGAUGGUAUCUUGAAAAUUCGUGUAUUUUCUCCUAUGCAUAAGCUUCAUGUUGGGGAUGGUAACAAAAGAGAAUGUUGUGACAUUAUACAGCCUAUUGGAGUGGACUCUAUGGCCGUCAAACUUAGGACUUGUACGAGACAUGAAAUUAAUGCCCGAAUGAAAUAAAGACGUAGAAACAUAUAUAAUAACUUUAUGCAAUAUUUUUUUUUGU
Molecule: messenger RNA, 1592 nt
Organism: Capsicum annuum
Lineage: Eukaryota; Viridiplantae; Streptophyta; Magnoliopsida; Solanales; Solanaceae
Exons: 3
Coding region: 59-1546 (495 amino acids)
Molecular function (GO): acetylglucosaminyltransferase activity
Source: RefSeq, a predicted model, not a curated record